This is a messenger RNA of Equus quagga, 473 nucleotides long. It is a transcript of the gene NDUFB2, whose product is annotated as NADH:ubiquinone oxidoreductase subunit B2. The record is from RefSeq and is a predicted model, not a curated record. The coding region runs from base 49 to 366 and encodes 105 amino acids. Gene Ontology annotation, cellular component: mitochondrial inner membrane. Lineage: Eukaryota; Metazoa; Chordata; Mammalia; Perissodactyla; Equidae. The transcript has 4 exons.
GUAAGGGCGGCGGCGCGGCUGGGGACCCCUGUCCGGAGGCGAGCUGCCAUGUCUUCUCUGACGCGGGUGGCGCCGUUCGUUCGCCUUGGAGGCCGCCUCUUCCUAGGCCGCCGCGUACGGGCGGCUGGAGGCGGUGGAGUCCGUCAUGCCGGUGGCGACGUGCACAUCCAGCCCCGGUACAGGCAGUUCCCCCAGCUGACCAGAUCCCAAGUGAUCCAGGCCGAGUUCUUCAGUGCAACCAUGUGGUUCUGGAUUCUCUGGCGCUUUUGGCACGACUCAGACGCUGUACUGGGUCACUUUCCAUAUCCAGAUCCUUCUCAGUGGACAGAUGAGGAAUUAGGCAUCCUUCCUGAUGAUGAAGACUGAAAGUGCAGACUCAGCUCUUUCCAAGGGCCAGGUGAGAAUUUCAAGAAAUUACAGACUUCAUAUUGUACAUUAAAGUUGUAAAUUAAAGUGUUUUGGUCAAGAAUGAG